Molecule: messenger RNA, 480 nt
Organism: Cladophialophora yegresii CBS 114405
Lineage: Eukaryota; Fungi; Ascomycota; Eurotiomycetes; Chaetothyriales; Herpotrichiellaceae
Exons: 1
Coding region: 1-480 (159 amino acids)
Source: RefSeq, a predicted model, not a curated record
AUGUCAUCCACACAAGGUAGGCCCGCCCAACUUAGCAAGCAAUGCCAAUACAUGCUUGUCAACAGCGAGCGAGCUGAUUCUGGUGCAAAUGCAGACACCAGCUCCCAGGAGAUAGCGGACCUCCUCCAGUCAUACCGCAACGCGCUCGUCAACUCCUCCGCCAGCGACGUCAUCAAGCUCUACGCGCCAGAUGCCUUGCUCAUGGCGCAAGGUUUUCCCAUAGUCGGCUCGGCCGAGGACAUCCUCAGCUGGUACGAGAACUGUUUCAAAGUCAUCACGCUGGACGUCGUCUUUGAGAUCAAGGAGAUCGUGGUCGUAUCAGACGAGUAUGCGUUCGCCACCACGACCAGUGCCGGGACUCAGAAAGACAACGCCUCGGGCAAAGUGACGAAUGAGGGAAAUCAUGAGCUGUUUGUUCUUCACAAGGUGGACGGGUCCUGGAAGAUUGGCCGAUAUUGCUUUUCGACCACGAAGAGCUAG